GGACAGCCGUUGACCAUUCCCAACGUAACAGUCACACCAACCCCCGCUCUCCGACUCCCUCUAAAAGCAGAACCAACUGUCUAGGUUUUUUUAUUUUUUUUUAACCCUCAAACUGAAAUAUUAGGAAAACCAAAUUGAAAUUAGAGAAUGGAGGGAUUGGUUUCCUCAAGAGCAACUCCUAGAAUUUCAAUUCAACCAGUACCUUCCCUCACUCCCUUCUCAAUCAGACGGUCGUUCUCAGCGACUGCAAUGAGGCGAAAUGCUUCCUCUUUUACUCCCAUUCGAGCUCAACAGUCGGAUGUUAAGGAUGGGUUGGCUGUCGUUGCUUCUGAAAGAGAGGAUGAAGCAAAUGCCCUCAAAGUCAAGGAGUGGGAAGUGGGGAUGUUCCAGGAUGAAAUAGCUGCUAGCCAGGGUAUAAGGAUAAGGAGGAGGCCGCCAACGGGGCCUCCUUUGCACUAUGUGGGACCUUUUGAAUUUCGGUUGCAAAAUGAAGGCAACACACCUCGUAAUAUUUUAGAGGAGAUUGUCUGGAACAAGGAUACGGAAGUUUCACAAAUGAAGGAGAGAAGACCUCUUGCUGCAUUGAAAAAGGCUCUUCAAAGUUCUCUUCCGACUAGAGAUUUCAUUGGAGCCCUUAGAGCUGCCCAUCAACGAACUGGGCUGCCUGGUUUGAUUGCUGAAGUGAAGAAGGCUUCUCCAAGCAGAGGAAUCCUAAGAGAGGAUUUUGAUCCAGUUCAAAUUGCCCAAGCUUAUGAGAAAGGUGGAGCGGCAUGUCUCAGUGUUUUGACAGACCAGAAGUAUUUUAAGGGAAGCUAUGAAUACUUGGAGGCAAUAAGAAAUGCUGGAGUAGAGUGUCCUCUUCUGUGCAAAGAAUUCAUCAUAGAUGCAUGGCAGAUCUAUUAUGCACGAACUAAAGGUGCAGAUGCAGUACUGUUAAUCGCUGCUGUUUUGCCCGAUCUUGACAUCAAAUACAUGACUAAGAUCUGCAAGAUGCUUGGUCUGGCUGCCCUUGUGGAGGUGCAUGAUGAGAGGGAAAUGGAUCGUGUUCUUGGAAUAGAUGGAAUUGAGCUUAUUGGUAUCAACAAUAGAAAUCUUGAGACAUUUGAGGUUGAUAUUAGUAACACAAAGAGGGUUCUUGAAGGAGAGCGCGGUCAAAUGAUCCGUGAAAAAGGCAUAAUUGUGGUUGGAGAAUCUGGAUUGUUUACUCCUGAAGAUAUCACAUAUGUACAAGAAGCUGGUGUUAAAGCGGUUUUGGUCGGGGAAUCAAUUGUAAGACAAAAUGACCCUGGGAAGGGAAUAAGUGGACUCUUUGGUAAAGACAUUUCAGUAUGAGCCUCUUCCUGUUAGAUUAUACAGGUCCUUUUGUUCAACUUAGGUGUGGUUCCUUCAUGGCCAAAUGUUUUUGUACCCUGCUCUGUUUACCUCAUAGUUUUUAAUAUUUGAAAGAUGUAUUAAAAUAAGUGAUCAUGUUUUUCUCUCAGAAA
Carica papaya (papaya) is the source of this 1484-nucleotide messenger RNA. RefSeq names its product Aldolase-type TIM barrel family protein. NCBI's taxonomy places the organism in Eukaryota, Viridiplantae, Streptophyta, Magnoliopsida, Brassicales, Caricaceae. Gene Ontology annotation, molecular function: phosphoribosylanthranilate isomerase activity; indole-3-glycerol-phosphate synthase activity. Gene Ontology annotation, biological process: L-tryptophan biosynthetic process. The record is from RefSeq and is a predicted model, not a curated record.